CAGAUGUAUAAAUGCAAGAGUAGGAAUUCAUGUCGUAACUCCGAACCCCGAAUAUUUAUAUAGCCAAACAAUUUUGUUGUUGACAAAGUGUUGACCUUGUUGAACCUGGAACUAUUUAAAUGAUUCAUCGUCCUUGUCUCUACCCCUCAUCCACAAACAUCAACUCAACAUCGUACAAAAAGUGUUCAUGAAUUUCAGAAUGGCCUCUAAACUCGCUCUCAACUCUACCAGGAAGCUCAAUUCAGGUCACCAGAUCCCUCUUCUUGGAUAUGGAGUCUACAAGGUUCCCGCUGAACAAGCCCCCGAGCUUUGCAAGAAGGCUAUCGAGAUAGGCUACCGUCAUAUCGACUCUGCUUCAGGGUACUACAACCAGGGCCCUAGCGCAGCUGGACUCUUAGCAUCUGGCGUGCCUCGCUCAGAGCUCUUCUUCACUACCAAGAUCUUCACUAAACAGUUUCCCUUGAACUACGAGAAUGCACACAAGCAGGUAGACAUUGCUCUCGAUGAGACAAAGCUCGAUUAUCUUGACCUUGUUCUCAUCCAUGCCCCGUAUGGUGGACCUGAUGCACGAAAGGGUGCUUGGAGAGCUCUUGCUGAGUGCGUCGAAGCUGGUAAGGUGCGAUCACUUGGUGUUUCCAACUACGGUGUUCAUCAUCUGGAUGAACUAGAGGCAUACAUUAAAGAACUUGACGCCGAGCUUGGGCCGGGCAAGGGAGGCGUCAUCUCGGUCGGGCAGUGGGAGGUGCACCCGUGGCUUACACGACCCGACAUCGUUAAGUGGUGCCAGGAUCGAAACAUUGCAGUUGAGGCUUACUGCCCCAUUGUGCGGGGAGAGCGAUUCGAUAACCCCAAGGUCAAGGCCCUCGCGGUGAAGUAUGGCAAGAGUCCGGCACAGGUUCUUCUUCGGUGGAGCUUGCAGAGGGGUUAUGUUCCUCUGGUGAAGAGCGUUACGCCCUCAAGGAUUCAAGAGAAUUCUCAAUUGUUCGACUUUGAGUUGACGGAGGAGGAAGUGAAGGAUUUGGCAACUGAUGAGUAUAGCCCUUGUGCCUGGGACCCUACUCGUGAGCCUCUUGAGAAGUAGAUACCACAAGACGGGAUAUAGAAGGAACGCCAAUAGAAUCACUAAAGUUCAAGAGUUCAAGGAAUCUAUUAUCAAUAAUUUAACGGGUCUUGAUGUCUUACGAGGA
Fusarium verticillioides 7600 is the source of this 1187-nucleotide messenger RNA. RefSeq names its product 2,5-diketo-D-gluconate reductase. The coding region runs from base 188 to 1081 and encodes 297 amino acids. The record is from RefSeq and is a predicted model, not a curated record. Gene Ontology annotation, molecular function: oxidoreductase activity. NCBI's taxonomy places the organism in Eukaryota, Fungi, Ascomycota, Sordariomycetes, Hypocreales, Nectriaceae. The transcript has 4 exons.